GUUAAUUUUGUGUUCAUUUAUAUUCAGACUUCCAAACACAGCUUACAGAAAACCAUGGAAGAUCAAAGGCAACCUAUUCUGCCAAAACAGAAUUCUGAAGGACUCGAUUUGAAGAGCUUUGGUUCCUGCCUGAAAUGGGUCUUUGUGGAUCAGUCUAGUAUAUGGAGGAGUUGUCUUUCAUGGUCACUCUUCUUUGUCUUAGCCAUUGGUGUACCACUAGUCUCUCACUUUCUUCUCUCCUGCUCUAGCUGUGAUGCGAACCACAGCAGACCUUACCAUGUUGUUUCUCAGCUUUCGCUGUCCUUGUUUGCGGCUCUCUCUUUCAUCAGUCUCUACAGCUGGACUCGUAAAAUUGGUGUGAGGAGGUUUCUCUUCCUUGACAAGUUAUCUGAUGCAAACGAGAAAAUCCGUCAUGAAUAUAAGCAACAAUUUAAGAAUUCGAUGAAGCUCCUAUGCUUCAUUGUCUUCCCCUGUUUUGCUGCCGAGUGUGUAUACAAAAUAUGGUGGUAUGUCUCAGGAGCAACAGAACUACCAACCUAUGGUAACAUGUAUGUGAGUGACACAAUAUUGUGCAUGUUGGAGCUGUGUUCUUGGCUCUAUAGGACCACAAUUUUCUUCCUGGUGUGUGUUCUGUUCCGGCUCAUAUGCAGAUGGCAGAUUAUAAGACUAGAAAGUUUCGCAGUAGUUUUUCAAAAGGAAACCGAGGUGGAGACUAUAAUGAUGGAACACAACAAGAUAAGAAGGACCCUUCGGAUUAUAAGCCAUCGAUUUCGAGUGUUCAUCUUGACCUCUCUGAUCAUGGUUACAGCUAGUCAGCUUGCCUCUCUUGUCAUGAUAACUAGGUCGAGUGCUCAUGUCAAUAUCUUCAAGGCUGGACAACUCGCUCUAUGUUCUAUAAGCCUAGUUACUAGUCUAUUCAUAUGUUUGCGGAGUGCAACCAAAGUAACACACAAAGCACAGUCAAUAACAGGGCUUGCUGCAAAGUGGAAUGUCUGUGCUACAAUCCAUUCUUUUGAUUACGCAGAAACUGAGACUCCGAUGGUGCCUCAGGUGUCCUCGGAUCAUCAAGUGUUUCCUUUCGGUGCUGAUUUAGAAUCUGAUGAUGAAGAAGUGGAUGAAUACGACGAUCUGGACAACACCAAGUUGGUGCCAAUUUUCACAAACACAAUCUCAUUCCAGAAGAGACAAGCUCUAGUGAAAUAUUUGGAGCACAAUAGAGCAGGAAUCACAGUGUUUGGGUUCAUGGUGGACAGAACAUGGCUUCAUUCCAUUUUUGGAAUUCAAUUGGCUCUUCUUCUUUGGAUGCUCAACAAGACAAUUAGUUAAUUCACAUUCAUUAGAUGUGAGAUACGAAGUUUUCUUGUUUGUUAUAUUAUUAGCGACACUAGGAAAUGAAAAGUUUGAGCUUGGGAUCUCGAUUGAAUUCUAGUGUGAUUGUUGCAGCAUAUGA
Molecule: messenger RNA, 1450 nt
Organism: Argentina anserina (silverweed cinquefoil)
Lineage: Eukaryota; Viridiplantae; Streptophyta; Magnoliopsida; Rosales; Rosaceae
Exons: 4
Coding region: 55-1326 (423 amino acids)
Source: RefSeq, a predicted model, not a curated record